AUGCAAUAACCUUAAAAUAAUUUUUCAGAGUACACAGAGGUUCAAAGUUUUAAAUACUUAUUUUUGAGAGAUGUCAAAAUAGUUCUAGAAGUGGCUGCUGAAACUGAAAUCAUCCUUAACCAUUAUCAGAAUGAUAAGACUUUACAAUAAUUAGUUUUAAAUAAAUUGAUCAAUCAAAUAAAUAAUUCUAAUAAAGUUCACUCAGAAUUAUAAUCAGAUUGUUAAAAAAAAAGUGAAAGUUUUUAACUAAAAAUACUAGCUAUAAGAAAGGAGGUUAAAGAAUUAUUUGAAGUAUUGAUGGAUGAAUUUGAUAAUGAUUAAGUGAGAAAUUUUUUAUAUAAAUACCUUGAUCAUAAUUUAGAGGAAGUAGUUAAUCCUUAUUGGCAAUUGAUAUAAUAAGUUAAGUUAAGUGACAUACCAGAAUAAUAAAUGAAUUUCUUAAAAGCAAUCAAUAGGAAAGGGGAAACAUUAAGGACAUUAAAUGCUAAUAUUUAUACUGAAGAAGAAAUUAAAUAAAUCAUCAAUGAAAAAAAAUCAUUUGUCAAUUAAAAGUUACAAGCAAUACCCAAGUGAG
Paramecium pentaurelia is the source of this 574-nucleotide messenger RNA. The record is from the annotation of a GenBank genome assembly. Lineage: Eukaryota; Ciliophora; Oligohymenophorea; Peniculida; Parameciidae.